Molecule: messenger RNA, 3164 nt
Organism: Oncorhynchus gorbuscha (pink salmon)
Lineage: Eukaryota; Metazoa; Chordata; Actinopteri; Salmoniformes; Salmonidae
Exons: 11
Coding region: 241-1710 (489 amino acids)
Biological process (GO): positive regulation of ERK1 and ERK2 cascade; T cell activation; interleukin-15-mediated signaling pathway
Cellular component (GO): membrane raft; external side of plasma membrane
Molecular function (GO): protein tyrosine kinase binding; MHC class II protein binding
Source: RefSeq, a predicted model, not a curated record
GGGGACCAUAUAGUGCAGUCUAGCUUCCUGUCUCCCUGUGUGUAACAGUGAGUACAGUUUGAGUGAUGUCAGACGUGAUCUCAUCUCUGCACUGGGAGCAUCAGACUGACCAAUCAGUAGUGAGGGAGGUGCAACAGGGUUUAAAAGCAAAGUUGUUUCUCUGAAAAUCAACAUUUCCGCCUGGCUCUUCAUCAUUGGCGAGGGACUCUCGAUGCUAUCCGCCAAACGAGAAGCUACAAAAUGAAUUAUGUUUCUGGAUUCCUUUCAAUCGUUAUUGCUUUGUUCAUCUCUUCAACAGGGGCUGAAAAUGUGGUGUAUGGUCAGGUGGGAGGGACGGUCACACUCCCCAGAUUGAAGUGGGGUUCAGAAAAGGUGACGGUACAAUGGUACUUUGGGAUGGACCAAAAAUCUUUGAUAUUCCGCAACGCCCAGGGUCGAGAGACAAUAGAUCCAGAGUGGAAAGACAGGCUGUCUCUGUCCAAGACAGACUUUUCCCUGAUCAUCAACAAAAUCAGACUGGAGGACUUCAAAUCCUUCAAAUGUGAACUGAAAGAUUUCAGGCCAACACAAAUGAUCUCAGUCACCACAUUCAGACUGUCCCGUGUGAGUGUACAGCCAGUCUCUCCCCUGUUGGCUGGGAAGAAUCUUAAUCUGAAUUGUGACAUAAAGGAAAUAUUUGAGGGGACACAGAGAAGAUGGCUUAGUCCCCAGAAACAGGACCUGAACAAGGACAAGCGUGCCCAGAUUGGAAAUAACGGGGGCCUGACAGUAAUGAAUGUCACUGGCCAAGACCAUGGAGAGUGGACCUGUGUGGUGACAUACCAGGGCAGGGAAGCCUAUGCCAACACCCAUGUUACUGUAAUAGACCUCUACCCUGCUCAUCCACAGCCUAUCUACACCUCUGUCUCCUCCCUCUCUCUUCUCCAUCUGCCAUGUUUCUUUUCCAUUCCGCUCCCUCUAUCCUGGUCAGACAGCCAGGAGAAGAGCAUCCAGGGAGGCCGCUGGACCUUUACCCCAAGCCCAGCGGCAGGCUCCCUCACUGGGGUCGUCCAGACCCUCGUCAACCUCUCCCCGGGGCCUCCAUUAGCCUGGGCGGCCAAUCAGAAGAGAGGGCUGGAUGUCUCAGCCCUGCAGAGGAAAAAUAUAAACCUCUCCCUGUCAAAGAAAGGGGUGACAGAGGGGGACAGGGGCGACUACACCUGCGCUGUGGAGUUCCAGAGGGACGACACCCUGAAGAGAGAAAUGCGUGUGGAGGUGCUACAGGUGUUUACCUCUCCAGGUCCAGUGGCCUUUUUAGGUCAGGAGGUCAACCUCACCUGUACCCUGGGCCAGCCUCUGACCUCUGACCUGGAAGUGAAAUGGAUCCCACCACAUCACUCCUCCCUCCUCCCUUUAGACUCCUCCCCCCACCCCACCCUUCUCACCAUCCCCGUAGCGACGUAUGGAAAUGGUGGGAGGUGGAGGUGUGAAUUGUGGAGGAACAAAACCAAGCUGACAUCAGUGGAGAUCACUCUGAAGAUAGAGCGAGUCCCUAUGGACGUGUGGCUGUUGGUCACCAUCUGUGCCGCAGCCGUCAUCUUCGUCCUCCUCCUCAUCCUCACUGUCAUCCUCAUCCGACGCCGCAGACAGCGGGUGAUGAUGCCCAGACGUGGCAAAAGCAGAUUCUGCAACUGCCAAGACCCCAAACCAAAAGGAUUCUACAGAAACUAGAGACAUUGUACAGACCGGAAUCCCUGUCAAUGGACAAUGUGUCUACUGUUUUUGUCUUAGCUCUUCUAUUCUGACACAAAGAAACACCAAAAGGACAAAAGAAGCAAGAAAGAAGAUGUUUUCAUGUGAUAUUUGAUCAUAGAUUUCACAAGAGUAUAUUGUCAUGCUUUAUGACCUAUGAUUGAGCUACAAUUGAACAAAUACGGUAUAUAAAUAUGUAUUGCUACUGUCACUUUUGUAUUACUGUACACUGUAUUACUGUUCCAUGACAUAGACUGACCAGGUUAAUCCAGGUGAAAGCUAUGUCACUUGUUCAAUUCACCAUGGGUUGUGUGCGUGUGCCAUUCAGAUGCUGAAUGGGCAAGACGUAAAAUGUGUCUUUGAACGGGGAACUUGUAGUAGGUGCCAGGCGCACCGGUUUGUGUCAAGAACUGCAACACUCCUGGGGUUUACAUGGUCAACAGUUUCCUGUGUGUAUCGCAGUGGAGACUCCUCAGAGGAGGAAGGGGAGGACCAUCCUCCUGAGUGAAUGCCCUAAAAAUAAAAAAUAGUGAAAUAUAAUUUACAAAAAUCAUUUUUAGAUAAAACUAUACUAAAUAUAUUCAUGUCACCAAAUAGUUGAUUAAAACACACUGUUCUGAAAGGAAGGUCUACAGUAGCACUCUGUAGGUUAGCACCAUGGUGUAGCCGGAGGACAGCUAGCUUCUGUCUUCCUUUGUUUUUUUUGCCUGGUCACAGACAGCUGAUGUGUUCUGCACUGAAGUCCACAAGCGAAGGGGAGGAGAGCGAGUAGAUAGUCCCGAGAAGGAGUUAUACAACGUGCCGAGUGAUCAUGCUGUUUUCAUGUGGCUGCUAUGAAAGUGAACUGUGUUUGCGUGUGAUCAGUGGUCUAUUCAUUCCGUUGACUCUGUUGAAAAAUGUUUCUUAAAUGGAAGCAAACAGAACGAAAUGGGGAUAAACAUACUUGAAUCCGUCCAGUCGAAACGGCACCGACCGCCACUGAUAUCAAGAAUGGUCCACCACCCAAAGGACAUCCAGCCAAACUGUGGGAAUCAUUGGAGUCAACAUGGGCCAGCAUCCCUGUGGAGCGCUUUUCGACGCCUUGUAGAGUCCAUGUCACGACAAGUUGAGGCUGUUCGGAGGGGGUGCAACUCAAUACUAGGAAGGCGUUCCAAAUUUUUGGUAUACUCAGUGGAUAUUGCAUAGGACUGUUUUAGAGUCCAUUAUUUACUGAAUAUUUUAUUAAGAGAAUGGAAUACCGUCUCAAUACUAUAGUUUUUUUACGGUUUCAGGUGGUGUGAUCAGGCUCGUUCCAAAGUUUUGUUGAAUUGUUUGAAUUAGUAACAAAGAAAAUACAGGGGUUACUGCUGUUGUGUUAUAGGACUGUCAAAUAAAAUGUUGGAUUGUAUUGAAAUGAUUGAAUUAAACAAGAGUAAAAAAAACACGCAGUGACU